CCGCCUGCUCCUCCCCUUCCUGCUUACAUGUGAAAAGGCUCUUGCUGCCGCUGGAGCCGACGCGCAUUUCUCGGGAUACUUUUCCUUCCCGGGCGGAGUUGGGGAGGGCUAACCGGCGGUUUCCGGGAAAACUGGGAGGCAUCCCGGCCUUGGCUUUCAGCUGGUAGCUCCCGAUGACAAAUGAUGGCCAGCGGCGGCGGUGGUGAAUCGCGACACCCCGCGGAGGGUGGGCUCCCCAAUCUGCAGUUUGUCCCCUUCACUAGCGCUCUGGACGCAGGUUUCUGGCAUGAGCUCACUCAGAAAAAACUCAAUGAAUACAAACUGGACGAGUCUCCGAAACCGAUCAGAGGCUAUUACUAUAAUGGAGAUCCUCCUGGAAUGCCAGCACGUUUAACCCUUGAAUUUAGUGCUUUUGAUACGAAUGGCCCAACACCAGCACAUUGUUGCCCUGCUGUUGGAAUGUUGUAUAACACCAAUACUUUGGAAUCUUUCAAAUCCUGUGAUAAAAAGCUUCUCCUUGAAGAAGCAGCAACUGAGAUAUGGGAUGCAAUAACAACGGGGGAUGCCAUUAAAAAUCCUGUUUUAUUGAACAAAUUUCUUCUCUUAACAUUUGCAGAUCUAAAAAGAUACCGUUUCUAUUACUGGUUUUGUUAUCCUGCAUUGUAUGUCCCAGAAGGUAUCCCUUUGGUUAAACAGCCAGUGCCUCUGAAUACAAAGUUCUCUCCAGCUCAGACUGAAGCCCUCCAGAAUUCAUAUGAUCAACUUUGCCAGAAAGAAGGUCUUACAGCCCUGCCUUAUUUUUUAAUUAAAUGCCAUGAAGAUUCAGUCCAAGUAUCCUUACUUAGGAACUGGGAUGACUUUUUUUCUGAUCAACAGGAGAAGGUGACAUUUGGUGUUUAUGACCCCUGUAAUUUCAUCCAAUAUCCAGGGUGGCCACUGAGAAAUAUGUUGAUCCUUGCAGCGCACAGAUGGGGAGGCGUCCUUCAGUCUGUUGAAGUGCUCUGCUUCCGAGACCGGACCAUGCAGGGAGCCAGAGACAUUUCCCACAGCAUUCUUUUUGAAGUAAAGCUUCCACAGCUGACAAGCAGUUCAGAUUGUCCCAAAGCUGUUGGAUGGGAAAAAAAUCAAAAGGGGUGUAUGGGCCCAAGGAUGGUGAAUUUAAGCGAAUGCAUGGACCCCAAAAGGCUAGCAGAGUCAUCUGUGGAUCUUAACCUUAAAUUGAUGUGCUGGCGGUUAGUACCUACUCUUGAUCUGGAUAAAGUUGUAUCUGCAAAAUGUCUUCUUCUUGGAGCUGGUACAUUGGGUUGCACUGUAGCCAGAACUCUGAUGGGAUGGGGAGUCAGGAAGAUUACAUUUGUGGACAAUGCAAAUAUCUCUUAUUCAAACCCUGUGCGUCAACCACUCUAUGAAUUUGAAGAUUGCCUUGAGGGUGGAAAGUCCAAAGCAGUUGCAGCAGCAGAGAGACUUCAAAAAAUAUUCCCUGGAGUGAAGGCUGAAGGUUUUAACAUGAGCAUCCCAAUGCCAGGUCACCCUGUGAAUUUUUCUGAAACAACCUUGCAGCAAGCGCAAAAGGAUGUGGCUCAGCUGGAAAAGCUGAUUGAUGGUCAUGAUGUCAUCUUUUUGCUAAUGGACACCAGGGAAAGUCGAUGGCUUCCUGCUGUCAUCUCAGCCAGCAAGAGAAAGCUGGUCAUCAAUGCUGCUUUGGGAUUUGACACAUUUGUCGUGAUGAGACAUGGGCUAAAGAAACCAAAGAAUCCUGAAAUUGGAGAUUCUCCAUGCAAUAAUUCUUCUGGCUCAGUCGAUCUUUUAGGAUCAUCACUUUUUUCAAAUAUCCCUGGCUAUAAACUCGGUUGCUACUUCUGCAAUGAUGUAGUUGCACCAGGAGAUUCCACCAAGGAUCGGACAUUGGAUCAACAGUGUACAGUCAGUCGACCAGGAUUAGCCAUGAUAGCAGGAGCACUUGCUGUCGAAUUAAUGGUAUCCAUUUUGCAACAUCCAGAAGGAGGCUAUGCAGUUGCAAGCAGUAGUGAUGACAGAAUGAAUGAACCUCCCACCUCUCUUGGGCUUGUGCCUCAUCAGAUCCGAGGUUUUUUAUCAAGAUUUGAUAAUGUUCUUCCUGUCAGUCUGGCGUUUGACAAGUGUACUGCCUGUUCACCCAAGGUCCUUGACCAGUAUGAAAGAGAAGGCUUUAAUUUCCUAGCCAAGGUUUUUAAUUCUUCCCAUUCGUUCUUAGAAGAUCUUACAGGUCUGACUUUGUUGCAUCAGGAGACUCAAGCUGCUGAGAUUUGGGAUAUAAGUGAUGAUGAAACACUCUGAAAAUCUAAUGAGUGAAGUAAAAGACGACCAACAAGCCAACUUAUUUUAGGGUUCUGUGGAUGUAUUUUUAUCAGUCAUUUAAUGAUUGCUUCCUUAAAUUUAUUGCAAACAUAAACAUGUUCAGUCUACAUCUUUGGUCAAGAUGGCACACUGUGACAGUUUCAAAGCAAACAUACUGUGGUUGCUCUUUUUAUUGUGUUCCUGAUGCACAUAUAGUUAAUUGUAAGACUGCUCAAAUUAAAAUUACAUAUUGUUUCUAAAUACAGCUUAUAUAUUUUUUUCUUUAGUACAUAUCUUUGUAUCUCUCACCCACCCGCCCCCAAUUGGAAUGUUUCUUUUAGGUAAAUUUGAAAAACAUUUUGCAGUGUUUUAGGAACUUGUCAUUAUUGUAUAAGAUUGAAAACUGAACCAUAAAAAGUAACCUACACAGAGGGAAUAAAUGAAACAAACAAGGCCAGAUGUUUUGGGAUACAAAAAGACCUUGGGUCUUUUUGUCUUGAUUACUGUCUGUACAAGAGACAGGUAGAAGUUCUUCUCCCCUCAAUUCAGUUAUCUUCAUCUACCCUUCUCUCAAAAAUCAGGAACUCUGAAUGAAAUAAGCUGCAAUGUAGACAAGCAAGUACAUUCCAUUAACUUCAUUGCAUGAACAGCAGUUUAGAUCGAAGCUGUCAUACUAUUUCAUAGACCCACCUUUUCCCUUUUUGCAAACAAUUAGUAGUUUAUAUCCCUGUAAAAUAAGGAAAUGAAAUUCUAACUCACAUUAAAAGUGUAUACUGAACAACGAUGCAAUUGUUGUUCUGAAUAAUUAGUGUAGCAAAUGUUUUUGCUUUUAUUACAGUGACAAAUCUGUUUUUGCUUGAAGACGCAGAAUGCUAGCUAGUAGAAACUGUGGGCAUUGUUAGCUUCAUUGGGUUUAGAAGAAAGCCUGCCUUUUCGCCCACUUCUUUAUAAGCAGCAAUGCAAUGUGUCAAAUUUUUUUUUCAUCUUAGGAAAUACUACACUGGUCUCUAUCCAGAGUAGUAGCUCCAUAUACUACUAGCAUCUGUUGACUUAGCUUUCCUCUAAAAGGAACUCUCAGUGACAUAAAAUACCCAGACAAGGAGACCAAAUAUCUCAUAUUCUUCAAUCUUGUGUCACUUUCCCUUGUAUAAAUUAUAAUCACAAAUCUGCGGAGAAGUUCAAAAUAUGAAAUUCAUGAUUUAUUUUUUUAGUUUUAAUGGUACAAGUUGGUCAUUUAAAUCUAUGUUACUCAGUUUAUAAUGUCUACUGUUUACAUUUAUAAUUAACUUUACUGAUGCAGCAUUUAGUAAGGAGCCUAGCUUCUGUACAAUAUAUCCAGUAUUGUUGUUCACUGGCUAAAUUUCUUCUUCAUUCUAGGUUUGAAAAAGGCAUGAUUUUAAAGAAAGCUCAGUUUUGUAUAGUUAACCAUUCUAGUAACAUAAGCAUUAAUGGCUAUUUUUCAAUUGUAAGUAUGAAAUGCUUGUAAUAUAAAUUAAAUAACUAUCUAGUGA
This is a messenger RNA of Thamnophis elegans (Western terrestrial garter snake), 3827 nucleotides long. It is a transcript of the gene ATG7, whose product is annotated as autophagy related 7. Lineage: Eukaryota; Metazoa; Chordata; Lepidosauria; Squamata; Natricidae. Gene Ontology annotation, cellular component: cytoplasm; phagophore assembly site. The record is from RefSeq and is a predicted model, not a curated record. Gene Ontology annotation, biological process: autophagy of mitochondrion; cellular response to nitrogen starvation; protein modification by small protein conjugation. The coding region runs from base 181 to 2316 and encodes 711 amino acids. The transcript is spliced from 18 exons. Gene Ontology annotation, molecular function: Atg12 activating enzyme activity; Atg8 activating enzyme activity.